Penicillium oxalicum is the source of this 1446-nucleotide messenger RNA. RefSeq names its product Ytp1 family protein. Bases 1 to 1446 code for a protein of 481 amino acids. The transcript has 4 exons. Lineage: Eukaryota; Fungi; Ascomycota; Eurotiomycetes; Eurotiales; Aspergillaceae. The record is from RefSeq and is a predicted model, not a curated record.
AUGACCCUCUUGCGACAGGGUUCCCUCUGGGGCCUGGUGUUGCUUGCUGGUCUGGCCCUCGCUCAUGGCGGCCAUGAUCAUGUCCCCGAGGGCGAGGCGAUCUCGCUGGAGCCGAUUGAUUCCACCCUCUGGACCCAUAUGAUUCUUAUGGGCACUGCAUUCGGAAUCAUCUUUCCCCUGGGUAUGGUUCUUGGGAUUGUCCGCUCGCGCUGGCACGUCCCCGUUCAAAUUGUCGGCACCAUUAUCGCCGUGCUAGCAUACUUCCUCGGCCACGCUCACAAGGGUCGACAGUUUGGCAAAAAUGCACACGCCUCGUUCGCGAAUUGGUUGAUGCUGCUCCUGAUCGCGCAGAUCGUCCUGGGCUUCUACUUGAAAUUGCACCUUGAAAAGGCCGGACAGGCUCGAAUUCGAUGGAUCUUCGUUCUGGCGCACGGCGUCAUCGGCAAGAUCAUGCCCAUUGUCAGCUGGACGCAGAUGCUCUUCGGUGGUAUUGCCGCGCUCGGCUUCUGCCAAGGUGAUCACAUGGGCCAGUGUUUGGCGCACUUCAUCAUGGGCAGCGCAUUCAUCGCGUAUGGUAUCUGCCUGACCAUUCUUCUUCUUGUCGGCCAGUACUGGUUGCGGCGAACCGGCCGGAGUCAAGAAUUCUUCGAUUCGCUCAUCAUCGCCGCAUGGGGCUGUGUCAAUACCUUUACCGAGCAUCGCUGGGGCGGACCAUGGGUUCACAAUGAUCUGCAACACACGACGAUGGGUAUUGUCUGGUGGUGCGCCGGUCUUUUGGGCAUGUGGUUGAGCUGGAGCCGGAAUGGUCGGCCCAAGCGGAACUUGAUUCCCGCCAUCGUCAUCGGUCUGACCGGAUAUGCCAUGUCCGCGCAUACUCAGACCUUGAUGAUCAGCACCAUGGUCCACAGUAUCUUCGGAUACACGCUGAUGGCAGCGGCCCUGACGCGCAUCAUUGAAAUCUCCUUCGUCCUGCGCGACAAGGACAAUGUCAGCAUGAGCGGAGUCGAUCCGAAUAGCUUCCAGUAUCUGACUCCAUUCCUGCUGUACGCGUCCGGAUUCUUGUUCAUGGGUGCUACGGAGGAGCAGAUGCAACUGCUGAGCCAGGCGGGCAUCAUGCACGUCUCCUACAUCCUGAUUCUCUUUAGCAUUGCCUUUAUUCUCUUCCUCUUUGUUAACAUCCUUCUCCACAUUUACGCCGUUCACGCGUGGCCUGAAGGCGCGCCUGAAGAAGACGAAUUGGACGGCCCCAAAUACGCCAGUCCCAACGGUGGCUACAUGAAUGGGCGCACUCGUGCACGUACCGCCGACGCUCAGCGCAUCUCCGACGCCGAGGCCUUUGAGCUGGAGGGCCUCAUGAGCGACGAUGACGAUGAGGCCGGAACAUCCAUGCGUCCCAAAAAGACAGCCGACGAGGAAAUGGGUGCCAAAGAAGCUUCUCGCGCAUAG